CAGGGCCCACCUUUCUGCUUCCGCUUCCGGCGCUGCGGCUGUUCAGGUCGAAAAUGGCGGUGGUGGCGGCUGGGUCCCGGGUUUCCGGGCUGCUAGGUCGCUACCGGCCACAGAUGGGGCGGCCUAUGUCGAGUGGCGCCCACGGCGAGGAGGGCUCAGCUCGCAUGUGGAAGGCACUCACCUACUUCGUCGCGCUCCCCGGCGUGGGAGUGAGCAUGCUGAACGUCUUCUUGAAGUCGCAUCAGGGAGAACACGAGAGACCCGAGUUCGUCGCCUACCCGCAUCUCCGCAUCAGGUCCAAGCCCUUUCCGUGGGGAGAUGGUAACCAUACUCUAUUCCAUAACCCUCAUGUGAAUCCGCUUCCAACUGGCUAUGAAGAUGAAUAGAGAAAACCUGGACCACUACCCAGUGGGGACCACAGCACUGGUUUGGACCAUUACUCUGUACACGGACCAGAAAAGUGUAUGGGACCUUACACUCACCUUCUUUACUUAUAUCAAAUGAUGACCAGUAUACUGAUCUUCCAUCCCUUUGCUUAUGGCAGGAGAUGGCUUAAAUAAAUAACCUAGAUUGGUCAUGA
Molecule: messenger RNA, 580 nt
Organism: Manis pentadactyla (Chinese pangolin)
Lineage: Eukaryota; Metazoa; Chordata; Mammalia; Pholidota; Manidae
Product: cytochrome c oxidase subunit 6A1, mitochondrial
Exons: 3
Coding region: 54-386 (110 amino acids)
Biological process (GO): mitochondrial electron transport, cytochrome c to oxygen
Cellular component (GO): mitochondrial inner membrane
Molecular function (GO): enzyme regulator activity
Source: RefSeq, a predicted model, not a curated record